This is a messenger RNA of Alligator sinensis (Chinese alligator), 1228 nucleotides long. Its product is annotated as secreted frizzled-related protein 2-like. The coding region runs from base 132 to 992 and encodes 286 amino acids. The record is from RefSeq and is a predicted model, not a curated record. NCBI's taxonomy places the organism in Eukaryota, Metazoa, Chordata, Crocodylia, Alligatoridae. Gene Ontology annotation, molecular function: Wnt-protein binding. The transcript is spliced from 4 exons. Gene Ontology annotation, biological process: non-canonical Wnt signaling pathway; negative regulation of canonical Wnt signaling pathway; canonical Wnt signaling pathway.
AUUUUGAUAAGCUGUUGAUAAGGAAUGGGACCCUGAGUUCUUGGUGUAUAUAAGCCACAAGGGUUUCAGUGUGCCUAACUACUGAAGGGGAACUUAACAACACUGUUCAGCAGCUCCAGAGACACACAAAGAUGUUUCUACCGGCACAGAUGCUUGCCUUUGCUCUGAGUGGUUUUCUAAGGUUGACAAUUGGGUUUGACAUUGGAUUAUCCACUAAAUGUGUUGCCAUACCUAAGGAGAUGAGCAUGUGUCACAACAUUGGCUAUUCUGAAAUGAGGCUUCCUAACCUGAUGGGACACACAAGCAUGACAGAAGUGAUUUCAAAAUCCACUGACUGGCAGCAUUUGGCGCAAACUGGUUGCCACCCUUAUGCGAGGACAUUCCUGUGCUCUCUAUUUGCACCUGUCUGUUUAGAUACCUUCAUCCAUCCUUGUAGGAGCAUGUGUGCUGCUGUUCGUGACAGCUGUGCUCCUGUGCUGGUUUGCCAUGGACAUGCUUGGCCUGACAGUUUGGACUGUGAUCGAUUUUCAGCUGAUGAGGACAUGUGUCUAGCAUCCCUUACCAAUGAAUAUAAAUAUAUUCACAAAGUAUUGCCCAAGCCUGCCUGCCAGACCUGCCCAGCAGUGGAGGAGUUUUUUACACACAAAAGAAUCCUAGAAGUAUUCUGUGUCAAUAACUUUGCAGUGAGGGUGAAACUCUCCAAAAAGAGAACAAUUUCUGGUGACCAGGAAUAUAAUAUUGAAUGCCAGGUGGAAUUCAUUAACCAGGGUUUGCUUCUCCCCUAUGACACUCAGAACAUGAUACAGCAGUGGCUACUCAUCAAUGAAAAUUGUACUCAGUGGAUGACUCGGAGUCAUCGUCCUGUGGUGUAUCUCAUCGUGGGAAAUAUUGAAGAGAGCAUUGUUUUAGUAAACCAAGUUUACCGCUGGCAGAGGAGGGACUCUCAGUUGAUUCUGGCCACACGGAAAUGGAAACACCAUAAAUGUUUAUAAAUGUUCACCCUAUAGUCUCCAGGUAUGCAAUUAUAUGCCUUAUGCAAAAGAUAUCUUGUAAAUAGCAAUGUGUUAUAAAAUGAAAUGUAAAGCCUUUAUUGUAUUUUAUUUUUUUUAAAUGUGUUAUAUAGCAAGUUGAAUUCAUCCUGGGUGUAAAUGAGCAUAGUCUCUGAAGUCAAUGAUGUCCUAGCCACUUACCCCAAGUCUGAAUUUGGUCUACCAUGUACAAAUGUGUU